AUGGCGCGCAUAAUAUAGCACACGAUCAUUCACAAUGGGGCGAGACCACUUGAGUAACGAUGAGUUCUUCAAAAGACUCGCCGACCUGUUCGAAUACACGCGCACAAAAGGCCACGGCAGCGUCUAUCUUGUACAGAAGCGCAUGACAUUCGGGACCUCAAUUACACCACCACUUGCUGAAAAGGUUGCCGACGAUCCAUUGUGGGAUACCCACCCUGCGGAGCCACUGCCCGUCCUAAUCCGCGCGCACAACAACAAAAGCACCAAGAAGGAAGGCACAGACAGGAAAAACAUCGACAAAAUCGAAUUGAGCACUAUCGUCCAGCCAGAUGAUUUAGACAGCUUCUAUGCGAAAUACGCAGAAGCAUGCAAAGUGGGCAUGUCAGGGUUGAAGAAGAGGGAUAAGAAGAAGGCAAAAAAGACGAAGAAGAAGAAGAAGGUCGAGACCAAGGUGUGAGGAUAGUCGGAUUUUACAUGUUCGUUUAUCGCUUGAGGAAAGUCAUGGAUUUUCAACGGCGGAAGUCAUCAUCGAGCUGGGGAAUGAGGCAGACAGCAUCGAUUGGAUGCCACCAGAAUAGAGCUGCUUGGAGCAGUCACAGGGAUGGUUCAGACGAACGUCAGGCAGAAUAAUACGGGAUGAUGCAGCAGUAGUCUGUAUCCAGAUAUAUUGCGCCUACGGAAACCACCAUCUCAGCAAAUUACAUAUACCCUCCCA
This is a messenger RNA of Pyrenophora tritici-repentis Pt-1C-BFP, 715 nucleotides long. The record is from RefSeq and is a predicted model, not a curated record. Lineage: Eukaryota; Fungi; Ascomycota; Dothideomycetes; Pleosporales; Pleosporaceae.